Messenger RNA from Clonostachys rhizophaga, 1518 nucleotides. The record is from the annotation of a GenBank genome assembly. Lineage: Eukaryota; Fungi; Ascomycota; Sordariomycetes; Hypocreales; Bionectriaceae.
AUGCCACAUUCUGAACCCACAGACACAAUGUCAUCUCCCCAGGCCAUUAAGGAUGAGCCGAUGGAGGACAAUGCCGCUAUUCCUGGCGACGUCGCCCAGGUAGCAAAUGGCAAUGACGUCGACAUGGCGGAGAAGGACACGGAUCUUACCCAGGACAAAACCAAGCUGGAGGAAUUGUUCGCAGAUAUGGAUUCUGAUGACGAGUUCUCAAGCUCAGCCAAGCCACCUGCCAGUUCCCCGCCGGUUGCACCAAUAUCCGCAGGCGAUCUGUCACAAGCGAAAGCAUCCGACCCCGAAAUCAUGCGCAGUUUCUACCAGCGUCUGUUUCCCUGGCGGUACCUCUUCCAGUGGCUCAACCACGGCCCGACCCCGACCAACGACUGGACUCACCGAGAAUUCGCAUUUACUCUGCAGAACGAUGCAUACUCGCGUUUUCAGUCUUAUGCCAACGCAGAUUUACUAAAAAAGGAUGUCAUCCGCCUUGUCCCGACUCGAUUCGAAAUCGGCGCCGUAUACACCACCAGCCCCCGCGACAAGAAGACGUUGCGGAACACAAGCAAGUUCCAGCCGGUUGGAAAGGAACUCUGUUUCGAUAUCGACUUGACGGAUUAUGACGAGAUCCGUACCUGCUGCGCCAAGACGAAGAUCUGCAACAAGUGCUGGCAGUUUAUCACAAUGUCUAUCAAGGUCAUAGAUCUUGCUUUGCGAGAGGACUUUGGCUUCAAGCACAUCAUGUGGGUUUAUUCAGGACGUCGUGGUGCCCACGCUUGGGUGUGCGACAAGAGAGCACGCAAUCUGGACAACCAGAAGCGAAAGGCAAUCGUUGGGUACCUGGAGCUCUUGAGUGGUGGCGCACAGGCAGUGAAGAAGGUCAAUGUGAGAAGGCCGCUUCACCCACACAUCUCCCGAAGUCUUGAAAUUCUCAGGGGUCACUUCCAGGAAGACAUCUUGGAUGCUCAGGACCCCUGGAGCACGGAUGAGCAGGCCAAGAAGCUCCUUCAGCUUCUCCCGGAUCAAACUCUCAACGAGUCUCUCAAGAGGAAGUGGGAUGCUGCUCCAGGGCGGACUUCAACGUCCAAGUGGGCCGAUAUUGAUGCUGUUGCCAAGACAGGUGCAAGCAAAAACCUGGAUUCUAAAGCCCUCCUUGAGGCUAAGCAAGACAUUGUGCUGGAGUAUACAUACCCUCGGCUCGAUGUCCUCGUCAGUAAGAGGAUGGAUCAUUUGCUGAAAACUCCAUUUGCCGUUCACCCUGGGACAGGCAGGGUGUGUGUCCCGAUCGACGUUAAAAAUCUCGAGGAGUUUGACCCCUUUGAGGUUCCAACAGUACAACUUUUGCUAGGUGAGAUUGAUUCGUGGACAGGGGGCGACGAUGAGCAAUCAAAGGGAAUUGCCGAUUGGGAGAAAACGAGCUUGAAGCCGUACAUUGAGCAGUUCAGAUUGUUCAUCAAUGGCAUCAUAAAAGACGAGAAGGAUGUCUCGGUAAAACGGGAGAGGGAAGAUGACUCGAUGGAGUUUUAA